GUAUAAGAGUUUCACUUUGGAGGAGGACAGUAGAGAGGGAGGACUGGAAGAGUACAGAAGGACCCGUCUGAAACCUAACACCCUGCGUGGUAUUUACCAACACCAGGCUUCUGUUGGCCAAGUCGUUUCCAGCGGAUCUCGUCUACCUUGCCUGACAUUGAGCACUAAAUGCACAGAGGAGCCGCCAAGCUUGGACCUGGGAUCGAACGUGGAGAAAAAAAGGCACCAACGAACGCGCAGUGACCAAAAAAGCGCACAGGCUGUGGCCGUUGCCUUCCUCAAUGCAUACCCUUUGUGCCCGGGGAACCAUGAAACCAGAGAUCAACGCCGCCGUCGGAUUUCUGUCGAGAUUUCUGCGGGUAAAAGGACACGUAAACGAUCGGCAGGUCCAAACGUUCAGCCAGAGCCUGCACGACAUUUUGUCAGAACAAUACAAGCACCACUGGUUCCCAGACCGUCCCUGCAAAGGUUCAGGUUACCGCUGCAUCCGCAUCAACCACAAGAUGGACCCGUUGGUGGGGCAGGCGGGCCAGCGCAUCGGCCUGACAAUCCAGCAACUCUACCUUCUGCUGCCCAGUGAGCUCACACUGUGGGUGGACCCCUUUGAGGUGUCCUAUCGCAUCGGCGAGGACGGCUCCAUCUGCGUCCUGUACGAGUCGCAGCCCAUUCCGGCGGCCAUGCCGGGAACGGCCGUGGCCAACUCGCCCUCAGGAAGCGGCAGUUCGGUGAGCACCAUGGUGGACAGUCACAUCAGCUGCAAGGAGGAACUGAUGGUGCUGGGCAGAACCAGUCCCUCCAAAGCCUACAACAUGAUGACUGUGUCCAGUUAAAGGGGGCACGCAGUCAGCCGGGCCUACUUCUCAUUCAGGGUCAUACCUUGGCUGGUUGGAUGAAUUUGACCGGAUCAGGGCGAGCCUUUUUAAAAGCUAAGAAUAUGAAAUUAAAUAUUGAAAGAGGAAAAAAAGCAAAAGAAAAAGCAGAGGAUCCCUAUCAUCCAGGUGAUGGAAACCUUGUAGGUUUGAUAACCCCACCCUCACCCCCAUUGUCAUCUGUUUUGUUGUGUCAUUGGAUCAGCUGGGUACUCCCAUUUUUAGGAGAGGCUUUGUGGAGAUGGAACUGUUGGGGCAGCUACACCACCCGACCAACCCCCCAACACCUCGACUGUAAACAUGAUGAUCAGCUUCAACCCUGAAGGGGCUGUCAGCAUUGACUUUGCACUUUUCUUAAUCGUGGUUACUAUGGGUACAUGCUAAAUUCACCACACCAAAAACGCCAAAAUGUACGGACUUCCCCCUUGAUAUUCAAAGUUUUGAGGACAUUUAGUUGUGGAGGAAGUUGAGGGUUUAUCAAGUCGUGGUAAAGAUGGUGGCUAUUUUUUGUCAAAUUUGCUUUUGGACCACAUCUUUACCUCCAAGCGACUGGAGCCAACACCCUUGAUGUCCCCCUAUCAAUUCAACUCUAGGCCUGUUUGUUAGUGCAAACGUUUGCGACACCUGUUACCUAUGGAUACCAGUGUGUCUGCUGUACCCCCACUUCAACCAUGUAGCUUUCCGGGGGAGGGCGGAGACUCCCUUCCCUCCCCUUCAAUUUAAUGAAUGUUGUUGAAAUCCACAAUCAAGUUGCCCCCCUUUUCCUUCACCACCCUACUCCUGUAUCGCCAAAAUUCAAAGUGUAGCAAAGAGGGAGGAGCCAAUUCUACCCAAAUUUGUUAGAAUUGACAUUGAAUGCACUUUGACAUUAGAUUGUGUGGGAUGUGUACUUCUGUUUUGUUUUUUGUUUUUUUAGAGCAAAUUGCCUGCAUUCCAUCCAUUCGAAUGUCAUCUUUUUCAUCAUUUUGCCCUCCUCAUCUGUUUUUGUUCAUACUGUAGCUCCCGUGUUGCAAUAGACGGCUGUUUAUCAAAUCAGGAGCGUGCGACUCUGGAUUCAACUUUUUUUUUUUUUUUUAACACUGUAUUUGUGAACAUUUCAGAGCUUUUCAUUUGAGGCUACGUUCACACUUGUGGUUCGGUACUCUGGUCCACAUCGGAUGAUUGGUGCGCACUUUGGAGUAGUUACAGUAGCUUAGCGUUUUUGUUAUGGGACCAAAGGCGCAGUUCCUAACAUAUGCAUAGGAUGGACUUGAUUGGGCAGUGUUCGUGACAUAUUACAUGACGUAACUCAAAUAUUCCAAACCAAAAUGCCACCUGCUGUAUGGAAUAUGUAGGUUAUUCUCAUGUUCUGCAACAUUUACUCGCAUAGAUUUAACAAAAAGCUUCUAAAAUAUACUUUUAAGAGCACCAUUUCACAUAGGGUGGAGAGACAGCACUUCCAACGUAUUUUCACUUACAAAUUUGUCAUUUCUGCAUGCGUUAGGCUGGUCCGUGUAGUUGGGCCCUGUAGCAUUCACAUUUGAGCUCAAGUGAACCAAACCGCACCAGACUUCACUUGCAAGCAGACCAAGAGCCAUCUCUCAAGCGGUCUCGACCCACUUGUUCAGUGCCCAUCAAGGUUUGGAUCAUGUGUUCACACCUGACUGAACGAACGGCGCUAGCAGAGGCACCAGAGUUUGUUUUAACCGAACCAAAGUGUGAACGCAUCCCUCAGAUGUUUGUUGGUGGUAUGCGAGAAGUAGUCACAUUCAUACGUCACUGUUCAUGAAGUUGACAGAGGUUUAUCUCCAAAGGGUCUGGACUAAGUGAUGGCUGUGUAAGGCAUGGAGCACUGACUGUUUCAACAUUCAUUGUAACUUGAAUUUGUAAAGCAACACACCAGGCCUCGUCAGCCUCUCGUUUCACUUCUAUCUCCAAGGUCUUUUAAAAGGGAACUCCUUUUCAAAGCUUUGGAGGUGCAUUGCCUUACCUCUCGUCAUGAAUUAUGAGCCAUUCGUGAUUUCAAAGUGACACCACACAGCAUGGUGGUCUCUACUGCCCGCACAGCCCAGCCUGGCAGCUUCGCCCAACCCCUUGUCCGAGUUUUGAGUGCCUCAAGUGCCACAUAUCACCCCUCAGCUCAGACCCUCAAAGCCAGCACACUGCUAGCCAAACCUCCCGCCUCUCGUGGAUGCAGGUAGACUUAAUGUGACACAUAUCAUCAUCCGUCACCCACGGGGGAGGAAGGCCGGGAGGGGGGUGUUGUUUUGUGAUAGAGGAGGAGGGCAGGGCCAGGGCCGGACUUUUGUCCAGGGCAGCUAAAAUUCCUCCGGCCCUCCCCGCUCCAGACUUAUUCAGCAUCCCGAACAGGAAGCCUUCCACCGUCCCUCAGCGGUGACGGACAAAUAAACCAGCACGCACACACACGCAAUGGCGAGCUCACGCUGCACUAAAAGUGAGAGCGGGUGGUGGGCAGGGGGAGGGUUCUAGAAACUCAAAAGAAGGAAGAUGAAUAAUUGAGGGUACCAUACUGUUGUCUAGUUUUCAUCUCACUGGAUUGCGCUGCAUUUAAUUACUGAGUAGCAUCUUUGUUUACAUGCCUAUGAAAGGAUGUGAUGGCUGACCACCUCAACCCCGGGGCCAGGCUCUGGGAGCAGAUGCUGUGGGCGGCUACAGGCUGUAGCUGCAGGCCAAGUCUGUCAGUUGCUGGUCCGGGUGUUGAAAGCUCUCCUAAGCCUGAGUGGAUCAUGGGUAAUGGAGCUAUAGCCUUUAACGCACUGCACCCCCCCCCCCCUGAAAAAUAGCACGAUUCAAUGUGCGGUUGGGAUGGGAGUUUUAGUGUCCACUUGUUUUCCAUCACAUCGCCUUUCCACUUUGUCACAACGUUAUGAGAAGUCUCACUCUGGUCGUAAUUUAUGGUCACACUGGUAGUUCUUUCCCUCCCUGCCGCAGCUUCUCCACUUACUAAUUUGUAAUAUGCAACUCUAGAACAGACCCCAAAAUUGACACACACAAAAAAAGACCAAAUCCCCUUUGAUGCCUUCUCAACGCCUAUACCGUCACCAACUGAAAAAAUGGCUUACGUCCUCAGUAUGAUUCAAAUGGCAUCCAUUCACGCUUGUGCGCACAUAGCUUAAGGAGUGCUUUGAGUUUAAAAAAAAAAAAGUCAGAGGUAAAAUAGCACAUAAAAUGCACUAAAAUGUCAAGUUUUUCUUCUGGAGAUGCGAGGAGUCUCUCCUGGAAUGUAUUGCCAAACUCAGGCCUGGGACAUUCAAUAAUAAAGACUUACUGAAAGCUUGUUAAGUGUGUUAAGACGUGACACAGGAAGGGAACAGCGGUUUUGUUGUUGUUGUCGUCAAUAUUGUCAUCAACUAGUUGAAUUAUUGCCACUUUCACAUACGAUGGUGUUUUACAUAUUGUAGAAUGUAUUGUAACUGUACAAGCAAUGGUAGAGUGCAUAACAUUACACAUGGGAAGUGCCAAUAAUUGCUAUCCUUGAGGUGUUUUUUUCCUUUUUUGUACGUCAUCUUUUAACAUGGGUAACACUUUUUUUUGUAAGUGAAGCCAUUUUUGAAGGGAGUGUUGGCAAGGACCAAAGUUGUUUUGGUUUAAAAAAAAAUUAGCUUCCAUGAUCUGUAAUCAUAGACGUAUCCUUGUUUUUUUAAUUUGUUUUUUUUCCCUCCUUUUUUCUAUUUACUUACAAAAGCAGAAAAUAGACAAAAAAAUCUGAGCUUACCCAAGAAGAAAAGCUUGUGAUCUCAUGUUAUCGUGUUGAGUUUAUUAUUUUUUUCCUUGGGUAUGUUGUGAUGAACUGCUGUAAAUUUGUACAGUUCAUGUAAAUUGAUUGUGCGGAAGUUGUACAGAUUUCUAUAUUUUGGAAGAAAAAGUUUUUUUUCUCUGUAAUAAAAGAUUUCCUAUCUUGGCAUCAUA
This is a messenger RNA of Dunckerocampus dactyliophorus (ringed pipefish), 4778 nucleotides long. It is a transcript of the gene btg1, whose product is annotated as B-cell translocation gene 1, anti-proliferative. The transcript is spliced from 2 exons. Gene Ontology annotation, biological process: negative regulation of cell population proliferation; negative regulation of mitotic cell cycle. The coding region runs from base 282 to 830 and encodes 182 amino acids. The record is from RefSeq and is a predicted model, not a curated record. Gene Ontology annotation, cellular component: nucleus; cytoplasm. Lineage: Eukaryota; Metazoa; Chordata; Actinopteri; Syngnathiformes; Syngnathidae.